UGGUUGUUAAACGGUUCAGACCCAGACGUGAGUUUUUCCAGUUCUGUGAGAUUUGCAAAAGGACGCUGUCCACGUACCAAGGCGGCAGACUUCUUCGCGGAGCAAUCCUACGCGACAGUACCCACUACAAAUAUCACUGACUGUGAUUUCACAAUUGCGUUCUGGAUGAAAAUCCCCGGCCAUCAUGAUGACAUCCUACGUAACACAGCAGUAUUCACAGCCAUCAGCACUGACAGUAAUCCACUUUUCCUAUCAUUAUCAAAGCAGACGGGAAAGAUCCAUUUUAUUUGUGGACAGAUGUUGGGCUCCAAUGGCGAUUCCUUUACCAGGCUAAUCAUUUCGACGGGACAAAUACACUUUGACCAAUGGACUCACCUGGCUGCAACUUGCCAAGAGAAAAAAAUUAGUCUGUACAUUGAUGGAGUGAAACAAAUAGCCUCAAUCAAAAGAAACACCUCUAAUUUAUUCUUCAACUAUCUUUCAAGUAUGGCAGAGCAGAGUAGCUUGAACAAGUUGUAUUACAUUGGAGGUUUGCCAUCCAACGGAGGACUUAGCAUUAGAGGUGUAAAGUUCUUUGGAUCGGUAAUGGAUCUUCACGUCAUUGGAGUAGCAUUUACUCCAGACGAGAUUUACGACUUAUACAAGGAUUACGCACUAGUCAUAAACGUCACAUUAACUGAUGCAAAGGGAGACAUUGUUAACGUCGAGUGGGAGCCGCCGUCAUGUCCGGCAAACAUCAAGCUGUAUUUUGUCCACUACAGGGAAAUCGAUAGCAAAAACUGGAAUGCAAUUGCUGUUUUUUCAAAUGUAACUUCUUAUGAUCUUCAGCUACAAUCCUACAAGGAGUAUGAAAUUACUGUUACCACGAGAGACAUUGAUAAAGAUAUCCCUCGUAAACUAUGGAGGGUUAGAACUCGAGGAGUAAAUCCUGACGAGCAAAAUAACAACACCAGUUACAAAGACAAAAAAAGAUUAAAAGCUCUAAUAAUCACUGGGAGUGUCGCAGCUGUGUUUGCGGUAGCUGUCGGCUUGUUUUGCUACAGAAGGAGACAACUUCGUUCUGUUUUGGAGCAAAGACCGCUUUCAAAGUCAAAAUCUAAAAUCGUUCACUUAUUGCAAUCGGAAGUGAUCCCCGAGAGGGUAACUCUGUUAGAAGAACUGGGACAGGGAGCUUUUGGAAAAGUUCACAAAGGAGUCUUGAAAGAGUUACCAAAAUCUGAAGUCUUCUAUAAACCAAAGAGGGAAAGAAUCAACGAAGUGAGCAGAGAAACUGUUGUUGCUGUCAAAGUGUUACUUGAUACAGCGAGCAAGGACGAUAAAAAACAGUUUCUGCAAGAAAUUGAAUUUAUGAAGAAAAUUGGUUCUCACAGGAAUGUGCUAAGCAUGAUUGGCUACUGGGAAAGGUCAGGACCAAUUAUGCUUAUCCUCGAGUACGUUCCGCAUGGAGAUCUUCUUCAGUGGCUACGAAACAAAAGACAGUAUAUUUCUUCGCAUCAAUAUGCCGUGGGCGACCAAACUCCGUUUACUUGUGAACAGCGAAACAAUGGGGCAACACGAAUAAUUGGCAUGCCAAGGAGAAAUCAGUUGAUAGAAGAUGAUAAAGAAACUAGCUUGAAUGAAAACGCAAUUUCAUUGGAUUCCGAGAAAACUGAGAAAAAUGCGAUCCGUCUUAGCGAGGUGAACAUCAGCUUUUCCCUUGGCAAUGAGCAAUACGGAAAUAAUAAUGAAGGCCUUUCCGCCGAAGAUCUUCUUUGCUUUGCGUGGCAAAUAACUCAGGGAAUGGAUUACUUGGCCAGCAGAGGAUUUGUUCAUCGUGAUCUGGCUGCCCGUAAUGUUCUUCUCGGUGAGGGCAGAACUGUUAAAAUUGCUGACUUUGGACUGUUACGUCGCACAUAUGGUGAAAUAUACGAAGUGAACCAGAUGAAAAAACUGCCAAUCAAAUGGUCAGCACCGGAAGCGCUAUUUUACGGCAGAUGUACCUCCAAAAGUGACGUGUGGUCUUUCGGAGUUCUGUUGUGGGAAAUGGCUACUAUGGGUGGCAUUCCAUAUCCUGGCAUUAGCAAUAAAGAGGUAUACAAUCUUCUCAAGACUGGAUAUCGGAUGGACAAACCAGACAUGUGUUCUGACGAAAUAUACAAGUUAAUGCUGGAAUGCUGGAAGGAAGAUCCUUGCGAAAGACCGACAUUCAGGGACGUGAUUAAAACGCUGGAAGAAAUGAUGACUAAAGACACUCCUUAUUACGACUUCGACAAACUGGACGAGAAUGAUGCUUGUUACGAACAAUUCAUUUCUGACAGCAGUGACACUAGCGAUCCAGAUACUCGGUUAUAAUUUGCUAGUUUCAAAUAAUGCAAAUGAGCUAAAUCUUCAAGGGGUGCAUCAUGCCGGAGCGUCC
Molecule: messenger RNA, 2395 nt
Organism: Pocillopora damicornis (cauliflower coral)
Lineage: Eukaryota; Metazoa; Cnidaria; Anthozoa; Scleractinia; Pocilloporidae
Product: mast/stem cell growth factor receptor-related protein Kit
Biological process (GO): multicellular organism development; positive regulation of kinase activity; cell surface receptor protein tyrosine kinase signaling pathway
Cellular component (GO): signaling receptor complex; plasma membrane
Molecular function (GO): ATP binding; transmembrane receptor protein tyrosine kinase activity; protein binding
Source: RefSeq, a predicted model, not a curated record